Molecule: messenger RNA, 3032 nt
Organism: Coregonus sp. 'balchen'
Lineage: Eukaryota; Metazoa; Chordata; Actinopteri; Salmoniformes; Salmonidae
Source: the annotation of a GenBank genome assembly
AUGAGAACACACAGCCACACCGAAGCAGAGCCCUGCACCCAUUCUAAGAUGGAGGAACUGGCUGUGUUGGACUUGUUGGAGUGCCCCCAGUGAUUGGAGCGCCUGGACGUUUCAGCCAAGGUCCUGCCCAGCCAACACACCUUCUGGAAGCCCAGCCUGCAGCACCAGGAGACCUCCAGGCCCGGGUCCAAGAUCGAGCUCCGCUGCCCGGAGUGUCGUACCCCGGUCCAGGCCAGGUCGGUGGAGGAGCUGCCCCCUAACCUCCUUCUGGUUCGGCUCCUGAAGGGGCUCAAGCAGGGGCCCAUGGGGCCAGUACGGGAAUGGAACAGACCUUCUGCCCGAUAUAUGAUAUCCUCUGCCGGGGAGAAUGGUUUACCCAGGGGCAGGGAGGCCCAGCAGCAGCAUCAGAAACAACAACAGAACCCACAGUCUGAUCAGCAGCACAGAGAGAGGCAGCCUGGACAGAAUGAGGUGAGUAGCCUGUGGUGCUGGGUGUUAUUAUGGAUCUCUAUGACUAGUGCAGAAUGACAGCACCAACAGCACCAACUGGCAUUCUGUUACCAAACUUUGCAUCUGCACUGUUCUUCAAGCAAAUGUGUUUUUGUAAAAUGUUCUGUGGACAUUAAUACAAGUUGUCCUUGUGCAUAGAGUUGUAUGGUUUGUUUAACUUUGCAAUCAUUGGUUUUUGUUUGAGAUACGUUUUAAAGUGAAAAAUAGUGCCCGUAUAGUGCUCCUACAGUGGUUUGAUCCAUGCCGGGAUAGUGCUCCUACAGUGGUUUGAUCCAUGCCGGGAUAGUGCUCCUACAGUGGUUUGAUCCAUGCUGGGAUAGUGCUCCUACAGUGGUUUGAUCCAUGCUGGGAUAGUGCUCCUACAGUGGUUUGAUCCAUGCUGGGAUAGUGCUCCUACAGUGGUUUGAUCCAUGCUGGGAUAGUGCUCCUACAGUGGUUUGAUCCAUGCUGGGAUAGUGCUCCUACAGUGGUUUGAUCCAUGCUGGGAUAGUGCUCCUACAGUGGUUUGAUCCAUGCUGGGAUAGUGCUCCUACAGUGGUUUGAUCCAUGCUGGGAUAGUGCUCCUACAGUGAUUUUAUUUCUGAUUUUAUUUAUGUGGUAAAGAGUCCAAGUAUCUGUAUCAGAUACACAUAUAUUAUUAAUUCAUUUGAUCUAUUGUCUGGCUUGUCCAACAUGAAAUGUAGCACUGCAACAUGUCCACUACUUUUAGGGUAGCUUGAGUACAGUACAAUCUAUUGCAUUACAUUAUAGUAGGAGGCUCUUAUCUGAGGAGGUCAAUAGAAAUCACAGUCAAGCUAAGUUUACUGAUGGGUAUCAUAACUGUUGGAAUGCUUAUUCUUUCACCACUUUGUUGUGUACACCGCAUGCUUAGUUGGAGGAGAUCAGUACUGCUAUUCUGAGACUCUUUUGUGAAUACAGGUCCUGACUCCCGGUCCUAGUUUGUCAGUCUAGUCUGAGGCCCAAAUGGCCCCCUAUAUUGUACAGUACUUUUGGGCCCUGUGCUAGACUAGCGUCCUGUCCAGGGGGUGUACGUCAAGCUGCCUCACGCUACAGAAACAGGAGUUAGGCUCCUGCUCCUAUGAGCCAUUCUGUCUCUCACAAGCCAAGGCUACUUACUUACUUUUGACCAGAACCCUAUGGGGUAGUAGUGCACUAUAUAGGGAAUAGGGUGCCAUUUGGGAGGAAGACUAGAUCUAGGUAAGAGACUCAGUCCUGUGUUACACCAGAGGGAGAAGACAAGGUGAUUGUCUUGGCAACGAGACACAGUUUACGUCUGUGUUAUGAUGAUUUGUGAUACAAGAUUCAUUCAUGUAUGUGCAACUCAUAAGCUGUAUGUGGACAGGACAAGGACACACCAUGUGUUAGUGGUGUCACGAGUGAGGAAUAGAAGGUCAGUGUGCCAUGAUAGAUUGUGGGCCACUGGUGCUAAUCUUAGGAUGGGUGCGUGAGGGAAUGGCCUGGCUAGGGUGCCACACGACACCAAGGAGGUGAAUGAUAUAGUGGUAGAUGAGUGACAAUCAGUAAUGUCCAACAAGACUCUACAGAACAUCAGUAAUGUCCAACAAGACUCUACAGAACAUCAGUAAUAUCCAACAAGACUCUACAGAACAUCAGUAAUGUCCAACAAGACUCUACAGAACAUCAGUAAUGUCCAACAAGACUCUACAGAACAUCAGUAAUGUCCAACAAGACUCUACAGAACAUCAGUAAUGUCCAACAAGACUCUACAGAACAUCAGUAAUGUCCAACAAGACUCUACAGAACAUCAGUAAUGUCCAACAAGACUCUACAGAACAUCAGUAAUGUCCAACAAGACUCCACAGAACAUCAGUAAUGUCCAACAAGACUCCACAGAACAUCAGGGCUAAUCAGUUACAUUACAGUCCUCGAUGGCCACACACAGCACUGCUGGUUUUCUUUAUUCCUCUGUAGUUAAUAGACCAAUGAUUGUCAUUGAUUGGCCAGAGAGUUCAAACACCUCACUGUCCCAGAUUCAGACCCUGAUAGAAAUAAUACAUUCAGCUGUGCUGUGGCCCUCUAGCUAAGAACAGAAUAGACCUGCUCUGCAUUCACUGUACUUGGCAAAUAUACAGUAACAUAAGCUCUGUAUUUUCCCAUCCUGUGUCCAGGUCAUUGCCAGAGCCCUGUACAACCACAGAGGGAACGUCCCAGGAGUGAUUGACAUGGCGUCUGGUGACAUCAUCGUUCUGACACAGAAGGUGGAUGAGAACUGGUAUUAUGGAGACACGAACAGCAGUAGUGGGCUGGUCGCUGCUAACAUGAUACAGAUUAUCCACCAGCAGCAUCAGACUCCACCACAGUCUCCAUCCCAAUCUCAAUCUCAGUCCCAACCCAAAACCCAACAGCAGGCUGAAUCCCAACCCAAAUCCCAACAGCAGGCUGAAUCCCAACCCAAAUCCCAACAGCAGGCUGAAUCCCAACCCAUAUCCCAACAGCAGGCUGAAUCCCAACCCAAAUCCCAACAGCAGGCUGAAUCCCAACCCAAAUCCCAAUUCCAAAAA